AUGUACUCGGCGAGAUACUCUCGCCGAGUCGAACUUCAGCAGGAGGACCUCGCAGAAGACGCUCUGCGGGAGGCCCUCGCCGAGUCGGAGCGUCAAGCCCGGCGACAACUGCUCUUUGACUGGGAGCAGUUCCUGUGCGAGCCAGACGUGGACGCUCAGGAAGUCGUCCGGGUUGUCCGGCCCCACUUGGAGGUGUGGUUGGACAACGAGGUCAGACGCCUCGCCUACCGUGUGACGCAGGUGCUUACCAGGCAUGGCUGCUUCGGUAAGUACCUGUGUCGCAUUGGACGCGAGUCAACGACGCAGUGUCACGAGUGUGGGGCGGCCAGUGACUCGGUCGAGCACACCACGGUGGAAGAGUGUCCACGGUGGGCCUCUGAACGCCGGGAACUGGUCGCCAAAAUAGAAGAAGACCUCUUCCUGGAGGGCCUAGUAAAGGCGCUGUGCUCCAGGGAGGAGGAAGAGUGGGGUGCAGUUGUCUCCUUCUGCUUCAUCACAGUGAAGCAGAAGGAGGCAUCUAAAAGAGAGAGGGAAAGGCUUCCUUUCUUUCUGGGAAGACCUCGAGGGCAUGCGCGAGCGGGCGGCGGGUUUGCCCCCGUUCACCGCGGUCGUCCUCGUGGUCGUGGCACUCUCAGGUAG
Messenger RNA from Pseudomyrmex gracilis, 639 nucleotides. RefSeq lists its product as uncharacterized. NCBI's taxonomy places the organism in Eukaryota, Metazoa, Arthropoda, Insecta, Hymenoptera, Formicidae. The transcript has a single exon. The coding region runs from base 1 to 639 and encodes 212 amino acids. The record is from RefSeq and is a predicted model, not a curated record.